GAGACCAACAAGGUCUUUGACAUCGGUAAGGGCGUCAUUGAGAUGGAGGUGAACAAGGUGAACCAGGAGCUCGGAGAGAUUGGCGGCGUCUUCGUGUCGAAGCAGCCCUCUGACACAGACAUGGGCGCCAAAGCCCCCAGGACGUUUUCAGGUUUUGUAACUUGUUGGGACCAAGGCCCUACUGUUAACCGUAAAGCUCGUGCAUGGCUUCAUUAUACUACCGUACUUCCUGAGGUAUAG
Molecule: messenger RNA, 240 nt
Organism: Symbiodinium pilosum
Lineage: Eukaryota; Dinophyceae; Suessiales; Symbiodiniaceae
Source: the annotation of a GenBank genome assembly